Molecule: messenger RNA, 423 nt
Organism: Cucurbita pepo subsp. pepo (vegetable marrow)
Lineage: Eukaryota; Viridiplantae; Streptophyta; Magnoliopsida; Cucurbitales; Cucurbitaceae
Source: RefSeq, a predicted model, not a curated record
AUGGCUAACCUCUUGAAACUCUUCAUUGCUAUGUCAUUUCUAGCUCUCAUCUUCUCGUCUACAGCUGAAUCAAGGCCAAACCCUGAAAUGAGUCUAGCAGCUCGAAUGAAGCUGAACGAUGAGAUAUCAGAUUGUUGGGGGUCUCUAUACCAACUCCAGGCAUGCACGGCCGAGAUUAUCACGUUCUUCCUCAACGGCGAAACUUAUUUAGGGCCGAAUUGUUGUGAAGCCAUCAAAGUCAUCCAACACGAGUGUUGGCCAACGUUGCUUGGCUCUUUGGGAUACACAAAUGAAGAAGGAGAUAUCCUUGAAGCCUAUUGUGAUACCUCAGCUAUUGAUACUCUUUUGGCAAUGUCACCUCCACAACAAGCAAUGGCACCAUCUAUGGACCAACAUAAUGAGCCUAAAAGCUUUGCCCCUUGA